Molecule: messenger RNA, 1506 nt
Organism: Ostertagia ostertagi
Lineage: Eukaryota; Metazoa; Nematoda; Chromadorea; Rhabditida; Trichostrongylidae
Source: the annotation of a GenBank genome assembly
AUGACGAGCAGAUUGUUAAAAAGUAGAUUUAGCAUUUCGCAAGGUAAUGGCGUAAUGCCCAAUGGAACAAGUCGAUUUACUUGCAAAGGGAAAUCGUUGUAUCACUUCAUGGGGUGCUCGACUUUCUCCGAGUACACUGUUGUCGCAGACAUAUCUUUAUGCAAGAUUGAUCCAAAGGCACCUCUUGAUAAGGUGUGCUUGCUCGGAUGUGGCAUUUCCACUGGAUAUGGAGCAGUGCUCAAAACUUGCAAGGUGGAACCAGGAAGUACUGUCGCUGUUUGGGGUCUUGGAGCCGUUGGUCUCGCUGUGAUUAUGGGAGCUAAAGCAGUCGGUGCAAAGAAAAUCGUGGCCAUUGACCUUUUGGAGAGCAAAUAUGACAAAGGUUUGUUGCUUAUGUCUAUUCUGCUUUCUAAGGUGAUUUUGGCUUCCACAAACCAGCGCACUUAUUCAGCACGACAAUUUGGUGCGACUGAUUGUAUCAAUCCAAAAUCAGUACCGGCUGGGAAAACUCUGCAGGCCUGGCUUGUCGAGCAGUUCGAUGGAGGUUUUGACUACACCUUCGAAUGCAUCGGCAACGUAAACACAAUGCGUCAAGCACUCGAGGCUGCACAUAAAGGUUGGGGUGUCUCUUGCAUUAUCGGGGUGGCAGCUGCGGGACAAGAAAUCUCGACCCGACCUUUCCAGCUGGUGACAGGAAGAACAUGGUGUGGGUCAGCAUUCGGUGGUAACAUUGCUCAUGUGACACCACAAUGCUGUUUCAGGUUGGAGAGUGUUGAAAGUGUACCCAAACUUGUCGAAGAAUACAUGGAAAAGAAAAUAAAAAUCGACGAGUUCAUCACUCAUCACUUCCCUCUCUCUGAGAUAAACGGUGCAUUUGAUGUUCUCCACAAAGGCGAAAGCUUACGCUCGUCAAUCACUUCUCCUAAAGAAGAACCCCUGGUUUUUUGUCAAUCGGAGUUGUUUGUGCAGAUGACGGCAUCAGUGGAGGAGGUUGUAGCGACUGUACUAGAGAGCAUUCAUGAUCAGAACCUGGAUGGUGAUGAAGCAAAAGCGUCAAGAAUAAAGGAGGAAGCAAACCAGUUCUUCAAAGGUAGCAUGUUUUCUAGGAGUAUGGCCUAUCUAAAAAAAGAAUUGUACGGUAGUGCUCUAGAAGAUGCCAACAAUGCCAUUUCGAUUGAUCCUUCUUACAUGAAGGGAUACUACCGUCGAGCGACAGCGAACAUGGCUUUGGCUCGGUUCAAGAAGGCGCUCGCAGAUUACGCCACUGUUGUCCGCGCUCAUCCGAAUGAUGCAGAUGCAAAACGCAAGCAUGAUGAAUGCCAAAAAAUCGUGCGGCGGAUUGCGUUCGAGAAAGCAAUAUCAGUUGACCAUGACAAGAAAAGUAUAUCGGAAUCCAUCGAUCUUUCCACAAUGAGUAAGUGUAUAUCAUUCGCAAGUAUGAGAAAAAAAAAACAUAAGCACACUUAUCAAUAUAAUAUUCUUGGUGCUUCAUCAAGACUGUCGUGA